Molecule: messenger RNA, 3325 nt
Organism: Trichoderma asperellum CBS 433.97
Lineage: Eukaryota; Fungi; Ascomycota; Sordariomycetes; Hypocreales; Hypocreaceae
Source: RefSeq, a predicted model, not a curated record
AGCUAGACCAAGAGUAGCAAGCCACCUCGGGCUAAAACAAGCUUUGGCUAAGCACGAGGAAAAUCGCAUUCAAACUCACGUUCACCGCAAUAAAUAGCCAGGCUUAACAUCUAGUGGUACCAAAUAGUGAAUUUACGCAGCUUCUCACACCAAUCCAUCCACAACGAGGAAAUGGAGGACGGACAGACAAUACAGUACCACGUUGAGUCUGCGCUUACGUUCUUGGGCCCUCUCUUCUAGGAGAGCCGAAACGCCAUCAUGGCCUCGAAGUCACCCGUUACGCAUCCAGACAACCGAAAUGCAUCCAUACCAGAGGCAGCAUCGCCAUCAAUAUCUGGAGUCUUGUCUAGAUCCAGGACCGGGUCUACUGUCUACAGAUCUGAUACUGCGAGGCGUCUGCAACUCAAGUCGGUGCUACUCCAACAGACGCUGGAUUGGCAUACGGCUACGAUGGCCAUUAAAGCGUCGAUACCACCGGCUGUGCUUGUAUGCGCCAUUCAAUCGAAUAGUUGGAUCAAUCACUUCAAGACCAAUGCUUAUUUAGCUCCCAUUAUAUCUACGUGUGUUUUGCCGGCUCUCCCCCGCGCAAUGCUGAUUAGACACAAUAUUCGACUCACUUUUGUAAUUGUUUUAGCCUAUUGCUGGGCACUGCUUGCUGGUUGGUGUGGUGUUCAAGCCAGACAUCAUACGACACACAGCCUCAACGAUACAAGCGCCUAUAAUUCUUCAGCAGAGGCGGUCGUGGCCAUCUUCUUGAUAUUUUGGAUUUGGUGCACGUUCACAGUAAAGUCAGCGUUUCCCAAUUGGGGCCUUCAAUGCACCUUGGCUGGCAUCUUCACAGUCGCGACACUACCAAACAUUGCUAGAGCCCCUACUAUGCCAGAAGUGAUUGAUGAGACCAAUGUUAUAUUGGAGGCUUUCUUGGUGGGACAGGCUGUUGGCUUUGUCAAUGCACUUAUCUUAUUCCCUCAAAGCUGCAGAGGGCUCUUCAGAAAAGAUGUAGGAUUCUGUCUUGAUGAGCUGGUGGCUGUCAUGCAGGCUCAAAGGAAAUGCAUGGAAGAAACCUUACUAAAGAAAGCCUCUACUAUAGGAGAAGAAGAGAAUGGCAGCUCAUCCAUCGGUCAGCUCGAAGGCGCUCUACAACGAUUUGUCAAUGCAGUUGAAAAAUCUCGCCAGGACAGUGAGUACGCGGCGUGUGAGAUCUCUUGGGGCGUCUUUGAUCAUGCAAAGCUGGAAGAAAUUUCUUCAUUAUUGCUCGAUCUCAUACCACCUGUAUCUGGUUUGAGCUCAGUAGCAGAUAUGCUACAACUACAUGUCGAUGGAUGUAAUAUCACCAGCGAUGCUGGUGAUAAUAGUGACUCUGAUGAGGCGGGCAAUACUACAUCAAGGGACGAUGGCUGGCAACAUCUCGAAAUGGCGAUGGAUCAAAAUUCAAGACAGAUGUCUGAUACGAUCAUUAAAGGCGUCGAGCACGCUAAACUUCGACUAAAGUUGACAAAGCGUCGACCUAUGUUCAAAAGUUACCGCGUCAAAAAUACCGAUGAAGAGCAUGAAGCUGGUAUUACGCAGCCGGGAGAUGUGACAUUUCUCGAGUCAUUUCGCGACGUGUUUAGCCAUGGCCGCGUUCUCAGUCACGAAAAUGAAGAUAUGAAUAACAAAGAACUGCUUGAUUGCUAUAUCCAGCAUCGGCCGCAAAUUGGGAAUUUGAGUCAAUACACUUCCGAAAUGCAUUACAAUACGUUACGAUACUUUCUAUUUCUUCACUCUCAAACCAUCCUCUCGUCCUUGGGAGAAGAAUUUCUCAAGCUCCUCGUUUACUUUGACGAAUGUUAUACCCACUCCAGGCGGCUGCUUAUUCCACGCUUUCUUCAACCUCGAUAUUGGAUUGAAAGAUUUAUUUCCCGGGGAGGCGUACCCCGAGACGGUGCUUCUCAAAAUACAGGUGCUCAAACCAGCAUCAAACUUGGUUCUUCGUUUUACAACCCCAAAAAUCCUGACCAUCUCCCGCCUAGCAACUUUAUGGAGACUAUAGGAGAUUAUAUUCGAAAGAUCAGCUCCAUUUUCCGUAGUGACCAUGCAGCAUACGGGCUCCGAGGUGCUUGUGCCAUUAUGACCAUUGGUAUUAUUGCAUUUCUUCAUGAUUCGCAGGACUUCUAUUUCGCGCAACGGUUUCUCUGGGCAUUGUUUGCCAUUUUACUUUCCAUGGCCCGUACCGCCGGAUCCUCAACCUUUCUUUUACUCGGUCGGGUACUUGGCACAAUUGCUUCAAUGAUAGCAAGCUAUAUCAUUUGGUAUGUGGUCGACCAGAAGACUCCUGGUAUAUUAGUCUUCCUUUGGCUGUGGUUCCUCGUCCUUGGCUAUCUAUUCGUCAAAUUCCCUGAUUUCUUCAGCAUAUGGUUUGUUGCUCUUGUCGCUUCGAUUGUGAUGAUAGGAAAUGAACUGCAAGUACGCAAGCUGGGAAAAGAAGCAAUCAUCAAAUCCGGUCAAGUAGUCUAUCCGCCAUAUAUAAUAUUUCCUUAUCGGCUUGCUGUCGUCACCCUCGGUGUCCUCACUGGUUACUUCUGGACAAUAUUCCCUUAUCCUCUCUCUGAACAUUCUGAGCUCCGCGAAAAUAUGGCAAAAGCUAUGUAUGGGUUAGCACGCUAUUACAUGUGCAUCCAACAAACAAUCCUUGCACGUCUUAGCGGCAAUUUUGGCGACAUCAGCGAUAAAACGAGCCCCGGGUUUCACCUUCAGGCGGCUCGUCGCCGCAUUUUCCAUAGGUACCAAGCCUUGAACACUAGAGCUAAAACAAGCUUCCAGUUUCUUGACUGGGAAUUUUCGCUUGGUGGCCGCUUUCCUAAGCAAACGUAUGGAGAAAUGCUCUCCAUUCUCGAGCGCCUGGUAAGCUAUAUGACUCUCUCAAGCUACGUAUCUCAGGAGUUGAAGGCUCCUGAUGCCACUUCGUCUUGGUGGGCCCACGACCCAACCGGCACAGCUCAAGUUCAUUUAACUCCAGGAGGCGUCACAACGAGAAUGAUCAUACUGCAUUCUGCGCUGAGUAGGGCUCACCCGCUGCCACCAGAAUUAGAGGAGUUAGGAAUACCUCACCUGGGUGAGUUCUUAACUAGGGAUGUACCUGCAGAUGAGAGAUUUGCAGCCGCAGCAUUAAUCCAUAGUGUUAAUUGGUAUUUGAUUCGCGAUAUCAACCGUUUGACUGAGCUAGCAAGGGAACUCGUGGGAGAACUAAACUUCUCGUUUGUUAUUGUUCAUGAUAAUUAUAUUGAAAGCGGCCAAUGACAGCGCUAUCUGUAGUCAUUAGUUUGGUAAAAGCGAUAUUUACAAC